This is a messenger RNA of Erigeron canadensis, 2127 nucleotides long. RefSeq names its product probable WRKY transcription factor 33. Gene Ontology annotation, molecular function: sequence-specific DNA binding; DNA-binding transcription factor activity. Gene Ontology annotation, biological process: regulation of DNA-templated transcription. The coding region runs from base 1 to 1812 and encodes 603 amino acids. NCBI's taxonomy places the organism in Eukaryota, Viridiplantae, Streptophyta, Magnoliopsida, Asterales, Asteraceae. The record is from RefSeq and is a predicted model, not a curated record. The transcript has 6 exons.
AUGGUAUUGCUGCAACACAAGUUAAGAAAAACCGUUUUAGUUGCGUUUUACGUCAUUUACGGAUACAAAAUCUAUAUCUAUACAUCUAUAAAUAAUUCACUCUCUAUUUCCAUAACGACUUCUUCAACUUCAAAUACCACAACUUCUCCUCCUCCUCUUCUUCCUUUUUCUUUCAUGUCUUCUUUUUCCGACCAAAUUCCGGCAGCCCGAACAACCACCGGACUCGCCGCCCGGAUCUCCGACAGAAUCAGCUCCGGCGUACCUAAAUUCAAAUCCCUCCCACCACCUUCACUGCCCAUCUCCCCGCCGGCCGUCUCGCCGUCUUCUUACUUUGCUAUUCCGGCCGGUUUGUCUCCGGCUGAGCUUCUUGACUCCCCUGUUCUUCUUUCUUCUUCUAAUAUUUUUCCAUCUCCAACAACUGGUUCUUUCCCAUUUAAUGGAUUUAAUUGGAAGAGUUUAAACAAUAAUAUUCAAAACCAAGAACAGAACAUCAAAAAGGAGCAUAAAAGCUUCUUAGAUUUCUCUUUUCAACCACAGUUAAAUCAAUCCACUGAGCAACCAAUAUGGAACAAUCAGAAACCAAAAGACCAUCAAGAUUCGAAAUCUUUAGGGCAAUCAGAUCAUGAAUAUCCAUCUCAAGUUCAAAGCUUUUCACCUGAAAUCUCAACAAUACAAACAGAAUCCAACUCACAAACACAAAGUUUACAAUCAGGUUAUACAAAUAAUAGUAACAAUACUAAUUACAACAAUCAGACACUGAAUAAGAAAUCAGAAGAUGGAUAUAACUGGAGAAAAUAUGGGCAAAAACAAGUGAAAGGAAGUGAGAAUCCUAGAAGUUAUUAUAAGUGUACUUAUCUGAAUUGUUCGAUGAAAAAGAAACUUGAGACUAAUUUAGAUGGACAGAUUACUGAGAUUGUUUAUAAGGGUAAUCAUAAUCAUCCUAAACCUCAAUCUACUCGAAGAUCAUCCACAUCUAAUUCACUGGGUUCGAAUAAUUUACAAAUGAGUUUGGUUUCGAAUAAUAAUAAUGAUCAUGAACUAGUUCAUGAUUACCCUGAGCAGUCUUAUGUUUCUAAUGGUUCUGGGCAGUUUGAUUCUGUUGCUACACCGGAGAACUCGUCUGUUGGAGACGAUGAGUUUGACCGAAGUAGGAGCAGAUCAGGUGGGGAUGAUCUUGAUGAAGAUGAGCAGCCUGAAGCCAAAAGAUGGAAAGCAUCAGAAAACGAAGGUAUAUCGAUGAUUGGAGGAACUAGGACAGUACGAGAACCCAGGGUUGUGGUUCAAACCACGAGUGAUAUUGAUAUACUUGAUGACGGAUACAGAUGGAGAAAAUACGGGCAAAAGGUUGUCAAGGGGAACCCUAAUCCAAGGAGUUACUAUAAAUGUACGAGUCUUGGUUGUUCCGUAAGGAAACACGUUGAGCGCGCGUCUCAAGACUUGAGGUCUGUGAUAACUACUUACGAAGGAAAACACAACCAUGAUGUCCCAAUGCCUCGUGGCUCUGGCCAUCGGUUGCAGCCCACCAAUAAUAGCAACAAUGUGCCCACUAUGGCCAUUAAGCCUUUGGCCAUGUCGCAUUACCAACCUAACAAUCAUAUGGCAGACCAGGGGUUUAGGUUCUCUCCAUCAUUAGAUAAUCAAGCACCAUUUACAUUAGAAAUGUUGCAAAAUCCUGGAAGUUUCAAAUUCUCACGAUUCGAAAAUGCCUUAAAAUCCAACUACAUUGAUCAACAACACGAUUCAGAUAGAGCGUUCACCGGAACCAAAGAGGAACCCCGUGACGACAUGUUCUUGGAGUCAUUACUAUUCUAAAGUUCUUCCUAGCUAGCAAGGGUUAAUCAUCUCCCUAAAUACUUAAAAGGCUUAGAUAGAGUAUACAAGAAAAAUUCUUUGGUUGUUUUAUUGCCAUUUUGAUUGUUGUGUGUAUAUUUUUUUUCACCAUAUGCAUAUAUGUAUAUUUUUGGUAUAAAAAAAAUCAUAUAGGGAAGCUAAUUACUCUCUUUUUACCUCAUUGUUUCGAGACAUCUUACGAUGUAAAAGUCUCAUGUAUCACGUAUGAUGGGGGUGUGUUGUAAACUUGUAAUUUUGUUUAUUGUAAAUCGGAUAUAUAAAGAAUCAUUUAUUUCA